UUUAUUGCCAUUGCAUCCCUAAACUGAGUCCAUUCAUUUGAAAGAUGAACCUGUUACACCCCGAUCUUUGGGUUCAGGUUCGACCAUAAUACGUAAACGGUUGGAUUAACGGUUACGUACUAAGGAUUGCAACCGCGGAUUAGGAAUAAUAAUAAUAAUAAUUAUUAUUAUUAUUUAAAAAAAGGAAAUUGGCGUGGAGGGCGCUCGGCCCUCAGUGUAUUUUCCCUAUCACCCGUCCCCAUUCACUAAAUGGGAAAACCCUAAAUUAAAUCAAAAGCUACCACCGCCUCCCAAAAUCCCUAGCGAGAAGAAGCAAAAAACCACCGGGUCGCCAUCAUUCGCCGCGGUGCUUUCCUCUGUCGAACUAGGGGCCGGAAAGGAAGGAUGGCUGGUGGACAAUCCCAACCUUCUCUGCUCACUUGACAAGCGAUCAAUUGCCCUCGCCAACAAGUUUCUCGUCGUGAAUCGUGAUUACAGGAUGGGAUGGCGGCCAUGGUUUCAAGAUCCGCCCGGAUUUGUUCCCGAUCGAGUCGGAGCACAUCACUGCAAUGGAGUGGCUGGUUUUUGAUGAGGUUCGAGCCAUUGCAGUGGGAACCUUUAGUGGAUGACGUUUCAAGAUGGGAAUUCCCGGUUUUGGGAUGACGUUUCAAGAAAGAGAGACCAAGAGGACUAAGGGAGCUCUCGCAAAGCUUUACCUUAUCAAUUAUGGAGCGUUAAUAAGCAUGAUUGUGUAUUGAUGCUGCCAUGGUGUACGUGAGCAAGAUGGUGAAGGAUGGGAUUGAAGGUGUCAGGGGAGCUUGUAUCUCUAAUCCAAUGGGUAUAAAGGGGAAGGUGAAAGCACAAGAUGGAAAUCGAGGUUUUAGAGUGCACAAGGUUCAUGAUGACGAUGCUCGGCGUUGCAAGUGCAGUGGUUUACAUAAGUCAAUAUUGAUUCAAGUCAAUCAACUUGAAGUCAAGUUUGAAGAGCUAGAGGAGGAGCUAGAUGAGCAUUUAGUGAGCAGCGAGUUCGAGGGCAGCCAGCUAGAGGAGAGCAGUAUAAGCGUCACGGAGGGUGCCUAGUUAAGAUUUUCAGUAGCAGCAACGACAGAGACUACCUAGUUGUUUGCAUUUUAUGAUUAUGAGUAUAGAGUGGAGAUCAGAAUGAGAAUUUAAAGUUUGGGUUAAAUUUGCCCACAUGUUAGGGCUUUGCUAGUAAAAGUGUGUGUUUUCAGUAUUUUAUUUAUAAAAAUUUUUCCCGUUGAAAUUUAAGAUUUGAGUAUUUUGUUUUUCAAGGGCAUUUUAGUAAAAGUAGUACCCUGCCGGGUUAGAGUGUUACAGAACCACUGUUAUAAAGUCCUUACUAUGCU
Messenger RNA from Linum trigynum, 1346 nucleotides. NCBI's taxonomy places the organism in Eukaryota, Viridiplantae, Streptophyta, Magnoliopsida, Malpighiales, Linaceae. The record is from the annotation of a GenBank genome assembly.